AUGCCGCUAGUCCGCCGCUUCGCCACGGCAUUGCUGCCUUGCCCACUGCGCCUUCUCUGGGCAGCAGAAGCAAGGCAGACAAACCUCAUCUAUAAAUUUGGCGUCGACGUCGGCGUUACUGCGAGUGGUGGUCGUGUGUGGGCCCACCUCGAUAUCCGUCUAGACCUGGCUACCUGGGAUGACCCCCAACGCGCUUUCAUUAUCUUCCAAAUCCAGAACGACACACACAGGAUUGACGGCUUAGCUGGUUUUGACGAGGUCGCCCAGUGGGAACAUCCGCUUGAUGAGUGUGAGGACGAUGUCGCCCGCUGGGUUUAUAUCUAUGAUGCCCUGGUGGAGGAGGCCAAAUUCCCCGUCUACAACUAA
Molecule: messenger RNA, 366 nt
Organism: Pyrenophora tritici-repentis Pt-1C-BFP
Lineage: Eukaryota; Fungi; Ascomycota; Dothideomycetes; Pleosporales; Pleosporaceae
Source: RefSeq, a predicted model, not a curated record